Messenger RNA from Acytostelium subglobosum LB1, 441 nucleotides. RefSeq lists its product as hypothetical. The annotation marks the transcript as partial. The transcript has a single exon. The record is from RefSeq and is a predicted model, not a curated record. Gene Ontology annotation, molecular function: carbon-sulfur lyase activity. NCBI's taxonomy places the organism in Eukaryota, Evosea, Eumycetozoa, Acytosteliales, Acytosteliaceae.
AUGGAAACAUAUAUGUGCAGUUGUGAUUGUGGAGAUGUUAAAUUAACAUUCCAAAUGGAUGAUAUUAAUCAUUCAAAGCAGGUCACUGAUCAUUGUAAUUGUGCUAUAUGUUUAAAGCAACGUGACUGGUGUAUUAGAAUUGAUAAUCCCGAUCAUAUCAAGCUGGUUUCACAUCAGAACACUCAGUCGCUGUACCAUCUAGGAACCAAUGAGAUAGAUCACUAUCUAUGCAAAAUAUGUGGAGUCAAGGUGUACAGUCAUUGCAAGGUGCCCAAUGUUGGAGAGUUCUAUACCGUCAGUGUACCAUGCAUUGUACACAGCCUAUCAAGAGAGCAACAGACCAGAUGUACCAGUCUCUCGCCAACAUCCUGCCCAGCCAACGUUGGAAUGUCAUUCCAUCACAACAUGGGUAGUUUCCCAUCAGAGAUUUCAAACUACCUC